GCUUCUUUAGUGGCUGCACUAAUGGGUGAGUAUGCUGUGAAACAUUUAUGUAAAGAGCCAUGUAGAACUAGUGAGCUAACAGGGCAUGCAUGGGUGAAAGAAGUAUUGCAAGGAAAUCCCACUCGUUGUUAUGAGAUGUUUCGAAUGGAAAAACAUAUUUUUCAUAAACUUUGCACUAAAUUAGUUGAUCAUGGUUUAAAGCCCACUAAUCACAUAGGGGUAGAAGAGAUGGUUGCAAUGUUCUUACUUGUUGUUGGACAUGGAGUGGGUAAUAGAAUGAUUCAAGAAAGGUUCCAACACUUAGGAGAAACUGUGAGUAGACGUUUUCAUGAUGUGUUAGUUGCUUGCUUGAGUUUGUCCAUCGAAUAUAUAAAGCCUCAAGAUCCUUUGUUCCGUGAUAGUCAUGCAAAAAUUCAAAGUGAUCCACGGUAUUGACCAUAUUUUAAGAAUGCCAUAGGAGCAAUCGAUGGUACGCAUAUUCCCUGUGUGGUUAGUGCCAAUGACCAAACUAGAUUUAUUGGACGAAAGGGAUAUCCGACACAAAAUGUAAUGGCUGUAUGUGAUUGGAACAUGUGCUUUACUUUUGUUUUAGCCGGAUGGGAAGGUACUGCCCAUGAUGCUCGUGUUUUUGACCAUGCUCUCACAAAUGCAAAUCUAAAUUUUCCACAUCCUCCUCCAGGUAUGUAUUAUUUGGUGGAUGCCGGUUAUCCAACACCGAUGGGAUAUCUUGGUCCAUACAGAUGUGAACGUUAUCACCUCCCUGAUUUUCGGCGUUCUCAUGGGUUUGAAAAUAACAACGAGGUAUUCAAUUAUUAUCACUCAAGUUUAAGGUGCACAAUAGAAAGAACUUUUGGUGUAUGGAAGAAUAGAUUUGCAAUUCUACGACGCAUGCCUAAAUUCACAAUUAAGACACAAGUUGAAGUUGUUGUUGCAACAAUGGCUAUACAUAACUUUAUUAGAAGGAAUGCUGAUAUGGACGUCGAUUUCAAUCGGUAUGAGGAUGAAGACAUAACCCUUGAUCAUGAUGAUUAUCGUAGACUAGUUAAUUUGGAUUUAUCUCAAAAUUUAAAUAUAGCUUCCUCAUCUGAGAUGAAUCAUGUUCGAAACUCGGUUCGAGAUCAAAUUAUAAAGUUCAACAAAAAUCAUUAGUAUUGUAGUAAUGUUUAAUUUUAAAAGACCAUCAGAGAUGAGAUAACAGGAUGCAUUGAGAAGGCAUAUGACUAUCUUGCAAAGAAACACCCUCUCUGCAACUCAUCAACCAAACACUUAGUUAUGCUAGGGAGAUGGAGAGGAUUGUCUCAAAAGAAAUGGAUGCAAUGAAUUUUGUGUUUUCCAAGAUUGCUAAUAUUGUCUGAUGAAAUUGUUUACUUCUGAUUCAAUGUGGAACUCUGAAAUGAUUCUAUCUCUUUAUUAUGUUCAUCUAGGUGUUGU
Molecule: messenger RNA, 1431 nt
Organism: Medicago truncatula (barrel medic)
Lineage: Eukaryota; Viridiplantae; Streptophyta; Magnoliopsida; Fabales; Fabaceae
Exons: 2
Coding region: 550-1149 (199 amino acids)
Source: RefSeq, a predicted model, not a curated record